This is a messenger RNA of Calliphora vicina (urban bluebottle blowfly), 949 nucleotides long. Its product is annotated as serine protease 1-like. NCBI's taxonomy places the organism in Eukaryota, Metazoa, Arthropoda, Insecta, Diptera, Calliphoridae. Bases 32 to 847 code for a protein of 271 amino acids. The record is from RefSeq and is a predicted model, not a curated record. The transcript has a single exon. Gene Ontology annotation, biological process: proteolysis. Gene Ontology annotation, molecular function: serine-type endopeptidase activity.
AUCAGUUGUUUGUAUCACUUACUGGAGCAACAUGAAAUUCUUAAUUGUUUUCGCUUUGGCUUUGGCCACCGCCUCUGCCUUCGAUUUACGCAGCAACGAAGUCGAAUCACGCAGUCUUGUUGUAGAGCCUGAGGGUCGCAUUACCAAUGGCCAAAAUGCUGCUGUCGGUCAAUUCCCCUAUCAAGUUGGUCUAUCCUUGAAACUUGGUGCUUUCUCUUCCUCCUGGUGUGGCGGUUCUUUGAUCGGCAACCAAUGGGUAUUGACUGCUGCUCAUUGUACCGAUGGUGUCCAAUCUGUUACUGUGUACUUGGGUGCCACCGUUCGCACAAAGGCUGAAGUUAAAUACACUGUAAGCAACAGCGAUGUCAUCAUCCAUGCCGGCUGGAACAGAAAGACCUUGAAGAACGAUAUUUCCUUGAUCAAGAUCCCCGCUACCGCUUACACCGCCAAGAUCCAACCCGUUCAAUUGCCCGCCCUUUCCAGCGCUUACUCCACCUAUGCCGGUGAUAAGGUUAUUGCCUCCGGCUGGGGUCUUGUCUCCGACUCUGCUACCAGUGUUAACACCGAUCUGCAAUGGGCCCGCAUGGAAGUCAUUGCCAACACAGCCUGCACCAAGACUUACGGUUUCACCAUUACCUCCUCCAACAUUUGUGUCUCCACUCCAGGUGGUGUUUCCACCUGCCAAGGUGAUUCCGGCGGCCCAUUGGUUUUGGAAUCCAGCAAGGUCCAAGUUGGUUUGACCUCUUUCGGUUCUGCUUCUGGCUGUGCCAAGGGUUUGCCCGCUGCCUUCACCCGUGUCACCAGCUACUUGUCAUGGAUCGAGGCCAACACUGGCAUUUCCUACUAAAUAAUUAAUUCUAUUACUUUGCAUUUAUAAGUUUAAGUUAUUUUGUAACAAAUGAAACUUAAAGUAAAUAAAUUUUUCUAACGAAUUUAUAAUAAAAACAAA